Messenger RNA from Racocetra persica, 553 nucleotides. The record is from the annotation of a GenBank genome assembly. NCBI's taxonomy places the organism in Eukaryota, Fungi, Glomeromycota, Glomeromycetes, Diversisporales, Gigasporaceae.
UUACGAUCGAACAGAAUACCCUCUUAAAAUUCAAACUUUAGAAGAUUACCCGUCAAUGUACGAUCUCCCCAUAUCUCCGCCCUUUGGUAUUUUCACAGCUCCGGUUCAAGUCCCUAGCACUCCAGAAGGUGAUAAUGCUGCUUUUCGUCAUCAUGCUAACGUGGCCGAUGCCACGAAAUGUCAACCUAUAAUCUCAGUCGCUAGAAACUCUAAAACCAGUGAUGAUAAAUCAAUAAAAGAUAGAAAAUCAAGAAAUGAAGAGUUAGAAAAAUUAGUAGAAAAAUUUAGUCCACCCCCUAAUAAAAAACAACCUCGCAAUGUGACAAAGAAUAUAAACGAAGACCCGCAAGAAGAAAGCUCCUCGAGGGCAAAAAGAUUGAAGUCUGCUAUAAACCAAGUCAACGAAAUUAAAGAAAACGAGAGUGCAGAAGUUCAACAUAAUACAGAAGUUCAACAUAAUGCAGAAGUUCAACAUAAUACAGAAGUUCAACAUAAUGCAGAAGUUCAACAUAAUACAGAAGUUCAACAUAAUGCAGAAGUUCAACAUAUUUAA